AUGCCGAGCACAGCUCACUCUUCGCGCAACAAGGAGAACGUGCGGGGCGGCACAUUUUCGCUUCAACGCGUCGACUCGGGUUCGGAGGCGUCUGACGCAGAGCAACAAGUCACGAAGGGACGCCGAAAUGCUGCCGCGAACAAGAGGAAGGGCCAGGAUGAGGAUGAGCAGCAGCAGCAUGCGGAGAAGGGCAGGAUUGCAAGCAGAGCGACGGGUAGAGCAAGGGCGGCGGGGACGGAUGCUGAGUCGAGGCCGGAGGAUAGAAUCGCUGAGCUAGAAGAGCGGCUGGAACAGGUGCGUCGUCCUGAUCUUGCUCUGUGCACACGAUGACUGCACGCUUACGCGACUCACACGCUUCGCUUGCUCUGCAGAUGACGGCGGAGAAGGAUGCUGUGCAGUCAGAAUUCGACUCGUUGAGAGAGCUGCGCAAGUCUGAACCUGAAAGGGCAUUGGCCGAGUUGAAGAGGGUAGCAGAGAGCCGUGCAAAGCGUGAGGCGUCGAAGAGAGACUUGUCCGGAUGGUCCUUGCCGAUGCUGAAAUCGUCAUCGUCAUCAUCAUCGUCAUCAUCUGCUCCCGACGCUGCGACGCGUCUUUGUCCACUCCAGACCAGAAAGAGAUGAUCAACACCCUCAAGAUCAGGUUGGACACUGCGGAGAGGAGAGUCAGGGCGCUGGAAGCUGAUGGUCGCUCUGCUGGGAGCGCGCACAUGAGCACCACAGCGGUAGACGAUGCCACUCUGGCUACAGUCUUGAACGAGCGGGAUGAUGCGAGAGCGGAAGGUGAGUGGGGUAGAAGGGCGGCCUUCACUGGCCGCACCUGCCUCGUCGCAGACGAUAAAGGUGACUAAAGCGAGCGACGCGCCUCUACUGCUUUGCCGCCUUUCAGUGGAGCGACUUCAAAAGGAGCUCAGAGAAGAGGUGGCUUCAUCUCAGGCACUCAUGAAGCAGCGUCUCCCCUCCAGCAGCGCAACAGCUCAAGCGCCCGUCAGGCCCACUUCGGAGAGCGCAGCACACGACAGGGCCAUUCGCACGCUUUACGAGGACUUGACUGGUUUGGUCAUCAACAAUGUCGAGACGUUUGACAAGGAAAAGGACUUUAGACGCUUCAAGACAGUCUUUGCCUGUCCUGGCUACCACGGUGAGUCUGACGCCCGCACCAAGAUGCAGCCUUGCGCUUGCUGUCGCGUUGCGCUGACCCAUCUGGAGCUCUUCUGCCUGUCUGCUCAGAUCUGCAAUUGACGCUGGAGGAAGGAGCGUCGAAGCUGCCUAGCUCUGUGAACAGCACUUCCCCAGCAUCGAGCAAGGAACGCAAAGACUUGAUCUACAUCCCUCACAUUGACGAAGAUAGAGACUCGGCGCUAUUGAAGAGCGGCAUGCCUUCGUACUUGCUGGAGAGCAUCAAAUUUGAUAGGAACCUUGGAGUCAAGUUCAUGGUCAAACUCUACAAGGGUCUCAGCUCAAAGUAG
This is a messenger RNA of Ceraceosorus bombacis, 1465 nucleotides long. The record is from the annotation of a GenBank genome assembly. Lineage: Eukaryota; Fungi; Basidiomycota; Exobasidiomycetes; Ceraceosorales; Ceraceosoraceae.